CCACUUGGCUACUAAGAGAAGGGGAACUUCCACAAGUUAAAGUAUGUUAUGUCGUGUUGGAUAAUUUGUUAUAAAUUAACUUAGGCGAGAUCUGUGAACUUUCAUUUCUUAUUGUUCUGGAAUAACUCUCAAAGACACUCAUUGGACAGUUGCCUAAGAAAUCAUGUGCAGUAUUCGAGUGUGCGCUUGCAGAUUCGGUUCCGCUAAUUGUCACUUCCGAACAAGGGUUUAAUAGGCAACACUUGGAUGGCAAAACAGGAGUGACUCAACUCAUCCGACAACACUGUGCGCGAAAGUCCUUGCUUGCGCUCUUUUCUGACAGGCUGAACGAUCCCCCUUUGACGCAUAAAAUCCAAUGCGGACAAGGACAUAUACGAUCGGAGAUCAUAGGAAGCUGAAUUUAUUACCCAUAGCUACAACUUACUUCCAAACGCCUACACUAUGACUUCAGUAUGGAAAAGAUUACAGCGCGUUGGCAAAAAAGCAUCAAAGUUCCAGUUUGUUGCAUCCUACCAAGAACUCGUGCUCGAAUGCACCAAAAAGUGGCAACCAGACAAGUUGAGGGUAGUUUGGACGAGGAGGAACAGGCGUGUCUGCACUAAGCUCCAUGGAUGGCAGCCGGGCAUCAAGAACCCGUACCGGGGCAUGGUGGUCUGGCCGGUACCGGAGAACGUGGACAUUGCCGUCACUCUCUUCAAGGAUCCCCUUUCUGAGGAGUACGAGGACAAGGACUGGACCUUUGUCAUUGAGAGUGAGACGAAGGGCCAUCGCAAGGUGCUGGCCUCCGCAGACAUCAACAUGAAGAAAUUUGCGAGUGCCACGCCCACACAGACAGACCUCAACCUGAAACUGAAGCCGCUGUCCGUCAAAGUGGUGGAGGCCUCGCUCAAGCUCUCGCUGUCCUGUAUCUUUGUGAGGGAGGGCAAAGCCACUGAUGAGGACAUGCAGAGUCUGGCCAGCCUCAUGAGCGUCAAACCCACAGACAUCGGGAACCUUGACGACUUCAAUGAGAGUGACGAAGAGGAGGACAAGAGGCCUGUUGCUGGAGCCAUGAGCAGAGCUGCUGCAGCCCCGGCCCCUCCAGCCCACCCUACUCGCACCCAGGACAGGAGACCUUCCUCUGGACACAACCCUCCACUUACAGCCAGUGGGAGAGACCCUGGUAAAUCUUCCAAGGCUGGAACUGCCCCCAGCCCUGUCCUCCACUCCAGACCUCCUCUGCCCGUGCCCUCAGGCCCUUCUCCCAGGCCACCCUCCCGCUCCAGGCUCCCCCGCCCUGUGCCCUCCCCUAAUCCCUCCCCUAGUCCUUCCCCCCAGCCUUCCCCCCAACCCUCAGGCCGGUCCAGGGGGAUCCAGUCUGCAGUCUCUGCUGCUCACAAGCAGUCGGCCACAUCGCCCCACCUCCCCCCUGAGCCACCCGCACCGCCAAAGCCCACCGUGCAGACCCAGCCACCCCCUGAAAUGCUCACAACUCGGAAACAAGCCCUUGAACGCCGUCCACAUACUGACCUUCCCACACGCCCCAAGCCCAGACCUGAGGCCCCCACACACCCCGGCCCCACCUCUCAUCUCCUUACACAUCCCCAACGACCCUCUGAAUCCCUCCCAGCCUCCAAACCUUCUCCAGAGCCCAAACUUCCCACUGAACCCCCCAAUCCCUUCCUGCCCAGUACUGAGUCGCCCACACUCCCACUGUCCUCUUAUGAAGCCCUUGGCCCCUCAGUGCGAGGCUUCACUCGCUCUCAGCCUCCGUCUCUGCCCAGAAUCUUCAAGCCCAGCUCGGGCACAGUGCCAGUGUCGUUUGUCAGGUGUCCGUUUGAUGUGCAGACUGUGGCUUCCUCCCCAGAUCCCCAGCCUCCUGUCUCUGCCGUUCGCUCUCACGUCUUCAAACCUAAGCUUUUUCCUACUAUGCGUCCCUCCUCACCUUCGCCUUUCACCUCUGAUUCUCCUCCCAAUGACGACACCGUGGUUACAGGCUCCUCCCCUCCAUCCCUUGCUCUCCCUCCAUCCCCGCUCUCAUGCCCAGAGCCAGAACCUUGUGUCCAAGGGAAGUGGUCAAAGCCCAGAGGUCCAGCCUCAGGCUCCUCCCCUUCUAACCCCUCCCAUCCCUGUGACAUCGUCUCAUCAGUCCCCCUCCUCACCAGUCCUGACCUGGACUCCCUCUGUGACCCUGUCGUCCCUCCCCCCUCCCGCCUCCUACCGCGCUCCUCGCCCCCCGCCCUCCCCCGCUCCCGCCCGGCCUCUCUCUCUGCUCCUGCUGCUGCUCCUCCCACUACUGCACCUGCUGUUCUCGGCUCCUCCCACUCAGGUAUUCCCCACCAACCCUCCCAUGCUACCAUGGAGACAGCCCCCCCUCUGACCCUGACCAGGGGGGAGGAUUCCUCCCACUCCUCCAGGAUGGUCGCCAGCAUCAGAAUUGCCUCACCUGCCUCUGCUCCCAGCCCCACUCUCACCCCUGCAAUACACCAGCCAGCCUUAGAGAGUGGGGCAGAGACAGACAUUAUAAGUUCUGGCCAAGAUGGCCACCUUGACCCCAUCAACUCUGAAGAGUUGAUUGUAGCCCCGCCUCCUCCCUGGCCCUUCUCCUCCACAGAGAGUGCUGCCCCCGGUCAGGAAUCAACCAAUGUCCUGGCAGCAUUUAUCACUGUCAAACCACCAGUGGCUGAUGAGGAAGCAGACAUCAAAGAUUUGACCAAGAAGAACAAGCCCUCUCAACCUGCCUUUGCCCCGGUCAAAACACACUUCAUACCAGACAAGCCACCAUUGGCUGAACCAGAACCUGACCUUGAUGACAUCAUAGAUACAUCCAGUCAGACUGCAGGAGGCUUCUUUAUGGAGGAGAAGGUGGCAUCUAAGGUGGACACCAUCAAGAGGUCUCCUCGGGACUCGAUGGUCGAGGAAGGAGGAUGCAAACAGAGAGCCAAUCAAACCCCAUCUGAAAGAAAAGUUGCUGCAAUGGACCAAUCAGAAGAGGGCAGAGAGAAUGGGCAUAAGGAGACACAAUCAAAAGCUGAUAACAGACCAUGUGACAUCAUGGAGAGACCUCUGAAAGACAGACCAGAGGAGGAGAGCAUGAGACUCCCAGGUCAGAAUGAGGACAAUAGGUCAGAUGAGGACAAGGAGAAGAUGAAAAGCCACGCACCUGAAGUACGGCCUAGCUUCACCCACAAACCGGAAGAAACAGCUGGCUUGACUCACAAGCCUGAAGAAACAGCUGGCUUGACUCACAAGCCUGAAGAAACAGCUAUCUUGACUCACAAGCCUGAAGAAACAGCUAUCUUGACUCACAAGCCUGAUGAAACAGCUAUUUUGACUCACAAGCCUGAAGAAACAGCUAUCUUGACUCACAAGCCUGAAGAAACAGCUAUCUUGACUCACAAGCCUGAAGAAACAGCUAUUUUGACUCACAAGCCUGAAGAAACAGCUAUCUUGACUCACAAGCCUGAAGAAACAGAUAACUUGACCCACAAGUCUGCAGAAAGACCUAGAUUCUCCGACAAACCCAAGGAAACACCCAAUUCCUUCCAGAAACCUGAGAAAAUGUUGAGCUUUUCCCACAAACCCAAAGAAACACUUAACUUCUCUGACAAACCUAAGGAAACACCCAGCCUUUUCCACACACCCGCUGAGGUAGCUGAUGCGCCUGCUCAACAGCCCCCUCCGGUGGUGAAGAGCAGCACCUUCGCCAUCAGGCCUCCUAGGACUCAGGAGGAGAAGGAGGAACUGACGAACCAACCAGCACCAGAGCCCAAUGCUCAGGAGAAUCCAAAGACACGGACCGUGGAGGUCCCCCUGUGGAAGGUUCUAGAGGAGAGAACACAGCAGGAGGACAUCCUCAGAGGAGAACCAUCAUUAGACCUAGACUUAGGAACAGGCUCAGACAGAGACGACGCUAACAGUCUAGAAGCUGUCCACUUAAUCAUCGUUGAAGAACGAGAGCUUCCUCCAACUCCACCUCCUGCCCCACCCACCACCCAGCCCACCAUCACUCCCGUCGCCCCACCCACCACCCAGUCCACCAUCCCUCCCGUCGCCCCACCCACCACCCAGCCCACCAUCCAGCCCACUACCCCUUCCUGUACCCCGCCUUCCACCCAGACCACUGCCACCUCCACCCCAACCACUGCUACCUCCACCCCCACCACUGCCACCUCCACAGGCCCAGCUUCCAAGCCAUCGGUAAAGGAGAAGCGUGAGGAGCAUGAAAGAAACCUCUCUCCGCCUCCUCAAGAAGUCUGUGUGGAGUGUGUCAUAGUGUCCAGGCUGGAGUUGACGACCAGGACCACGGGGUCUGUCCCAGGCCGCUCCCUGCAGCUGGAGCCCCUGCCGGCCUUAGAGUCAGCCCCCCCCUCUGGAGGACAGGAGGCGGAGGGAGAAGACACGCAGCAACCAUCCGACAGCGAGGGGGGGAAUGUUUUCCAGCCGUCCAAUAGCGAGACAGUGUGUGAUGCGGAGAGGCCCCUGUGGGCGGCCCUAGAGGAGACGAGGAGAGAGCAAGGGGCGUGGCCGGGGAGCUUGGCGCCUCUGACAACCGUGACGAGUUCUUCCUCGGGGGGCCACUGUGUAGCCAAGGAGAUUCCUCCUCCUUCACAGACCCCUCCCCCCUCAGAUGACGCCACACGUACAGACGUAGCGGUGACUGAGAGCUCAGUAGCCUAUCAGGAUUCUGAAGCGGGGAAAGAGGAGGGGCCGCAGGAAGCGUCCGUGGGCCUCAUCACAGCGUUAGUGGGGGUCCUGUAUCGGGGCUAUGAGACAAUGGCGUCCAUCCUACAGCCUUCCGUCCAGACACAGGUACCAGACUCUGACCAGCCCUUUCCCUCUGACCUGGACAUACUGCCCCCUGCGGCCUUCUCUGAUACUGCAGAGGAACAGCCAAUCAUGGGACAGGACGGUCCACUGGACUCGUCAUUGGUCUUAGAGAUAAACAGGAAGGAGCUUUCGGAGCUGUUGUCGCGUCGGUGGUCCUCUAAACCCAGCUUGGUGGACCGUCUGAGACAGGCUGCCAUAGAGCAGGAGAUGACCAAUGAAAUGGUCGCUGGUCCUGAUGAGACCGCACUUCCAGACCCAUGUCAGACACAAAAUAGAGAAACGCACAGAGCAGAGAGAGAGACAAAGAUAGCGGAGGAAAAGUCAGAAGCUGAGGGAGACAGACCAGAAACCCAUCCGAAGAGGCCAGAGACAGACAGAGCAGAAAAGACAGGCAGACCAGACACAGAGUCUGCCCCGGUGGAGAGCGCUAACGCUAGCAGUUGCGUAGAGGCGUGGCCACCUCUAAAAGAGGUGGAGCUGGACGAUAUAGCCUAUGAGGACUGUCUGGAGGCCCCCGAACCUCCCCCUUCACCUGGACGUCGACCAAUCCUGCUGAAGCAGGAGGAGGAGAAGGGGGAGGAGCUGGAGUUUGAGCUGGGGCAGGAGGACCUGGGAACCGUCUGGUCGGCUGAGCUGUACAUGGAGGGGGGCGGGGGCCCAGAGUCUGCUCAGGACCUCUCCGGUCUCCACGGUGCAGCCAAUCACAACACUUCAUCUGAACCUGCUCCCCUUCGGCCCCUCCCCCCACCUGUACCCCUACAGGAAGUGGGGCCAUUGACAGCCAAUCAGACUGUUUCAGCUGGCCUUAGCAACAUAGCCAACCAACCGAUGGCCACGGAAAACAGCAAUUCAGGCCGUGUUCUUGUGACAGCCAGAGAGACAGCAACCAAUCAGGAGCCUGACGUAACCAAGGAUACAGAUGAGGUCAUAUCAGAGGCAAUCAAGAGUCCUGUAGUUCCCUGGCCCCUUCCACCUCAGUCCCCUCCACCAGAAGCCUCGCCCCCUCCACCUGACUCUACCACCAAGACCCCCCCUCCACUUCAAACACAGUCUGACACGGACAAGACCCACUCUUCGCUGACCCUCCCAGAUACCAGCACCCCUCAAAGACACUUGGCCACAAAGACCUCUGACUCACACACCGAAGACCCUGUCUCGAAGAACCAAAGUCUCCUGGAGGAGGAGAGAUUCCUAUUGGCCAAGUUACUCCAGAUGGGAGGCGACAAUGAGGAGGCUCCUGUCCCCGCCCCCCGGUGCAGGAAACGCCUCAUCCCUUGUCUUCAUGACGAUGACCCCAUGGUCAACCAGUCAGAAACUAGCACUGACACUGUAAGCCAUUCAGAAGAUCAUAAUAAGACUUACAAGUCAGAGGAUUGGGCGGCUAGGGUAUCUGCAGAGGAUCAAAGCUCCUCAUUGGCUGAGGCAGGGGAGCCUGCAGAAAGUGUGGUGUGUGGAGCAAGUGUUGAGCUGGAAGAUGAGAGGCUGGAGCAGAACUCCAUCCUGAUAUCUAUGGAUAACACAUUAGGGGGGUCGGACCUAAAGCCAGACCUUCCUGUUCCUGCAAGACGCUCCAAGAAACAGUCGUCAGACCCCGCCCCCUGCCCUGCUGACUCCACCCCCAGCCCUGCUGACUCCACCCCUACACCUGCUGACUCCACCCCCAGCCCUGCUGACUCCACCUCCAGCCCUGCUGACUCCACCCCUACACCUGCUGACUCCACCCCCAGCCCUGCUGACUCCACCCCCAGCCCUGCUGACUCCCCCCUUACACCUGCUGACUCCACCCCUUCCCCUGCUGACUCCACCCCUACACCUGCUGAUUUCACCUCAACAUCAGUCCCCAACAGAGACCUUGUCCAGACCCCUCCCAUCAGCUCAGGCGAGGGGCAGAUGUCAUCUAAAAGCCAGAGUCCUACAGAGAAGGACAUGUCUGUUGCUGUUGUACCUCCCCGACGUAUCAAGAGGAAAAGCCCUCCCCUUCCUGUAAAAUCUCAGGAAGUGACCUCAGAUCCUGUGGUGACCCCUGAACCUAGGGUGAUGCAGGUCAGAGACGAGGCUGAUGGGAAGAAAGAGACUGCUUCUCAGGAGGUGUCUAAUGUGGACACCGCAGACCUGGUGAGUUCCAGCCAGUCUCUGUUACAGUGGUGCCAGGAGGUCACACAAGGUCACCGGGGAGUAAAGGUUACCAACUUCAGCACUUCCUGGCGUAACGGCCUGGCCUUCUGUGCCAUCCUGUACCACUUCCACCCUAAACUGAUAGAGUUUGAGAAGCUGGACCCUCAUGACAUUAAGUUCAACAACAGGAAGGCGUUCGAUGGCUUUGCAGGUUUGGGCAUCUCCCGUCUGCUGGAGCCAUCAGACAUGGUCCUGCUGUCGGUGCCCGACCGACUCAUCGUCAUGACGUACCUGAGCCAGAUCCGCUCCCACUUCACGGGGCAGGAGCUCAGCGUCCUCCAGAUAGAACACAACAGCAGCCAGACCAGCUACACGCUGACGCAGCCCACACCCAGCCAGCCCAGCGACGUGGAGGCCGCCACGGCCUUCUGCGUCCGCAAGCUCCAGGAGGGAGGGGCCGGUGAGGGCGAGGCCAGGGAGGGAGAAGCCGGAGGAGGGGAGCCGAAGGUGAAGACCAACGGCAGUCUGGUGGCCCCUCCCAGGACCAAAAGACUACCCAGGGUGGAUGACAGGGGAGGAGUUGGGGAGAAGGAAAGGCGAGGUGGAGAAGGGGAGGGGUCCAAGACCCCGGUCGCUCCCCCUAGGCCUCUGGCCUCGGCCGCCAAGUCUGGGCUGGGUCAGGUGAGAGACGCCGACCUGCUGAAGAAGAGGCGGCAGAAAAUCAGGAGCCAGUCCAUGGAAUCUGAAGACACUUCCACCACCCAGCAUGACGGUGUUCCAAGCGAAGUCACAAACGGCUCCUCAGCAGCCAGAGAGAACGCAGAACCAGGAUCGCAGAGAACGUCGAAGGCUCAGGAGUUUAUAGUGAACAAGGAAGAGGCAGCCAUGCAACUCCAGGACACUAACCAGUAUGUGCUAAGUGAGCUCCAGGCAUUAGAGACGGAGCAGAGGCACAUCGACAGCCGAGCGGGCGUGGUGGAGAGACGCCUCCGUCGCCUCAUGGAGACAGGAAGUGAUCGCGAGGAAGAGGAACGUCUGAUCCAGGAGUGGUUCACUUUGGUCAACAAGAAGAACGCUCUGAUCAGGAGGCAGGACAACCUGGAGUCGCUGCAAGAGGAGCAGGAUCUGGAGAGACGCUUUGAGCUGCUGAACCGAGAACUCCGAGUCAUGAUGGCUAUAGAAGACUGGCAGAAGACAAGUGCCCAGCAGCACAGAGAGCAGCUGCUGCUGCAGGAGCUGGUGUCUCUUGUCAACCAGCGAGAUGAGCUGGUUAGAGACAUGGAUGCCAAGGAGAGAGGGGCUCUGGAGGAGGACGAGCGCCUGGAGCGAGGUCUGGAGCUGAGAAGAAGGAAGUACAGCAAUAAGGAAAAAUGUGUUCUCCAGUGAGAGAGGAGAGGCGUGGUCACUGUUGACCAAUGAAGGAGCUGGAUCAUGAAACCAUUAUUGGACGGUUGAGUUAGUGGAGGAGAACCAGCCAGCAUCCUUGGACUGUAGAACUGACAAUUUAACCAUUGUCAAUAGACAGCUGGCUGGCUGGCUGGCUCGUUGUCCCAUGUGCAGACUGUUGGGAGUGAGUUUGACCUAGAACUCUACUGCUUAAGAAUAGUCUCCAUGACUACUAUUGAAAGUGUUAAACUAUUUUUUCACAGCAUUUUCCCUUUACUGAAAAUGAUAUGCAUGGUGUUUGAGAUGUGUGCCAUACGACGGGAACUUGUGGACUAAGAUCAGUAUCAGUCUGUUAUAUAAACGAGUGUCCCAGUACUAGAAUUCCUUUUUGGGACCGCAACAGAUGACAUGUUAGAACGAUUGUUCGUGUCAAUAUAUGGCAGUUUCCUUGAAUGUUUGUCCCGAUAUCAUCAAACAAAUUGUUGCGUUAUUUACCCGGUGUGUCAUCUUGUCGUGGUACUUUCUUGUUGUUUGAUGUUGCCUGCUUGAUGUUUUUCUUCAUCCUGUAUCUGGUGAUGUCCCUGUUAUUUAUUACCUCCAGUGUGUGCAUGCUGAAUAAAGCGGCCUUGUCUGUUCAGACAGUGUGUGGUCCACUGUGUGGGGUUCUGUUGCUUUGCCAGACAGACACCCGCCUGGACCAGAACAUGCUAACAGUGCGUUCACACUGCAGCGGAGCGGGCGGCGCGUGGCGUCGGCUUCCAAUUCAUUUUCAAUGAAACCAGGCGUUGACGCUCGCGUAGGGCAUUGUGGGAAGGCGAGCGGAGCGGAGCGUUGCAAGUUGGAUUUUCUCAACUUUAUGUAAAUGAGGAGCGUGAAAACGCUAGCGUUGGCCAAUCGGAUUGGUUUCUUGUUUCUUGUAACGUAGCAACUGUUCGUCAUGGUAAACAUUUCUAGAUUUGACAAUUUCAAGAUGGAGGAGAAACUUUUCGUAUGUGUCUGCACACCCAGUUCUGUUCAGAACAAAGUUACUAAUGUGACGAGCCUGAAUUUAAAGAUUACAUUAAACUAAUAAUGCAUGGUG
Osmerus eperlanus (European smelt) is the source of this 9391-nucleotide messenger RNA. It is a transcript of the gene ehbp1l1b, whose product is annotated as EH domain binding protein 1-like 1b. The coding region runs from base 442 to 8310 and encodes 2622 amino acids. Lineage: Eukaryota; Metazoa; Chordata; Actinopteri; Osmeriformes; Osmeridae. Gene Ontology annotation, biological process: actin cytoskeleton organization. Gene Ontology annotation, molecular function: protein binding. Gene Ontology annotation, cellular component: microtubule organizing center; filamentous actin. The record is from RefSeq and is a predicted model, not a curated record. The transcript has 29 exons.